UAAGUGACGUUCACAUUCACCUGCGCCGGCGACGAUACCCCAGUCAUACUUGGUGUAUCGAGCAAACCACUUCUAUACUUUGGAAUUACUUUUUUUUUAAUUGUGUUGUGCCAGUAUCCUAGCAAAUAAUUCAAAAUGGCGACAGGGCGGCAUUGGGUGAAUGUUUUUGCACUAUUGGCCACCAUCACAAUCGUCGCGUCCGUCCAAGUAGAGGAUCCUUGCAAGCUGAAAUCCCGCGUCACCGCUGAUGAUAAGUACUGUGACAAAUACUGGGAGUGUGAGAACGGUCAAGCGGUGCAGUAUGAUUGUCCAAACGGUCUGGUCUUCGCGGGCAAGCACAGAGGAGUGACGGAAGGCUGUGACUACCCGUGGAGGUCUAAUUACUGCGAGUACCCUAAAGUACAGAUAAAUCCACCUCUCGGCACUGAGCACUGUGACUGGUUAUACGGCAUCUUCGGGCACGAGACCUCCUGCACCAGAUACUGGACCUGCUGGAACGGUACAGCAACAGAACAGCUCUGCAUUGGCGGUCUGCUAUAUAACGAGAACGCUCAUUCCUGCGACUGGCCAGAGAAUGUAGACGGCUGUCAGAAACAUCCCCUCUGCAACGAGGACCCCAACGGCAACGUGCCACUUGGCAAGUCCUGCAACCGCUACUGGCAGUGCCAAGGCGGCUACCCUCGGCUGCAGCGCUGCCCCGCUAUGCUGGUGUUCGACCGCCGCUCGCUGCGCUGCGUAGUUCCUCCCACAGAAGAGUGUGACAUUCCAACUACCACCGGACCACCACCAGAGGAGGAAGAACAGCGCCAAGCGCAACGGCAAGAGCAGAACCCGCACAAGUCCAACCGGCCAAGCAAGGAAUACAACCUGGACGGCCAACGCCCGAGACCCAGAAACUAAAGAUUAUCCAAAGGCAUCGUAUUUAUUGCCAAAUCUAAUUUAGACUUUAAAUCUAUCUCCAAUAGAUAUAAAAUACACGAGCAAUAGAGUUGAUUGAGAUGUAUUGAGAAUGUGAGGUUAUUGGUAUCCCUUCUAUUUUUAGACUUCUUUAUUUGUAAUAGAAAUGAAGGUAUAAUUGGCUAUUUAAUAUUAUUUAUUAUAAGACCAGAUCAGGACCAUUAUCUUACUUUGCUGAUUACUUGGAAAUUGAUCGAGCCUAGUUUCUUAAAACACUAGUUCUAGAAUUUUCUCUUAAAAUAAACAUUUGUAAACCCUAAAAUAUUUUGAGUAGGAACAUUCCAAUAUGCAAAGUCUAUUAAAAGUCUUUUAUAGCAAACUUUCUUUCAUCUUGGUGAUUAAUAACGAAGUAUGCUACUCCAAAGGCUAAAGGGAAAAGUUUUAUCGUUUCUCCCAUCUUUACUUUCCAACUUCUCAUAUUCCAUAUGUUAAUAAAUUUCCCCACCCGUAUUUGUUUAGGCGUUUUAUCAACGUGCGUUUGAACCACAGUUUGAACCGUGGCGGUUUCAUUUCCAAAUAGUUCAAAGACCAACAGUUUCAUUUUAGAGACAUUUUUUCACAUCAUUUCGGGUCAAAACGUUGUUGAACCUUUUAAAAGAAAUACAAACACACAUAUUUAUGAAAUAUAUCUGAGUUAUUGAUACGUUACAUACACGAAAUAAAAGUCAUUUUCAAUGAUACUAAUGAAAAAACCGAAGCGAUUCAAACGUUCGUUCUUGAAACGAAAAUGCUGUUUAGGCUAUCUAGAGUAUAUGUAAAUUAUCUUCUUAAUGAUUUGUCAAAGAAAUACUCAAUUAACGGACAAUAUUCAUUAGUUAAGAGUAAGUUAAUUUUAAGUUAAAUAAAAGUACUUUAUAAAUUAA
Molecule: messenger RNA, 1820 nt
Organism: Colias croceus (clouded yellow)
Lineage: Eukaryota; Metazoa; Arthropoda; Insecta; Lepidoptera; Pieridae
Product: protein obstructor-E-like
Exons: 6
Coding region: 136-900 (254 amino acids)
Cellular component (GO): extracellular region
Molecular function (GO): chitin binding
Source: RefSeq, a predicted model, not a curated record